Bactrocera oleae (olive fruit fly) is the source of this 765-nucleotide messenger RNA. The record is from RefSeq and is a predicted model, not a curated record. Lineage: Eukaryota; Metazoa; Arthropoda; Insecta; Diptera; Tephritidae.
CAACGCAAAAACUGGUUGUUGGUGGUUGCUUAAUGUUUGUCUAGUAAAAAUGUUCAAGUUCAAUGCCGGCCAUACAAGCAUUGAUAUUUGCAACAAACUUAAGCAAAUAUACCGUUAAAACUAAACAAAAAUAGCGAAGGCCAAUAAAAUAUAAUAAAAUAAGCUUUUUAUGCUAAGUAUUGUAUUUUCGAAAAACUUCUUAUAAAUAUGCUGCGAGAGACGUUGAAAGAUAUCAGUUUGCAUACAGUUUUCUUGUAGUAAACAUUCACAACCACCAAAAGAGCAAAAUGUUCAAAUAUUUUACCUUCGCCGCCCUCUUCGCAUUUGCCACCGCUGCUCCCGGGUUCAUCGCUGAACCAGUAGUUGCCAAAGUAGGUGCCGUUGUACACACCAUUCCCUCAGCCACCUCCCACCAGAGCAUCACUCAAGUGCACCGUAAUGCGCAUAUUGUUACACCGGUUGUGAAAGCUGUGUCUCCAGUGGUUCAUGUUGCUCCAGUUGUAAAGACCUACUCUGCUCCUGUGGUUCCAGUAGUCAAGACUGUUGCUCCCGUCGUCCCAGUAGUGAAGACUUACUCCGCUCCAAUCGUUCCAGUUGUGAAGACCUACUCCGCCCCGGUUGUUCAUCAUGUACCAGUUGUGAAGUCGGUUGUUUCUCCCGUGGUGCCAGUGGUCCAUGCUGCUCCAGUCGCUCACAUUGUUCAUCACUAAACAUUUUUCAGUGAUCGUGAAGUUGUUAAAUAAAUAUAUAAGCUUUCACUCUACA